AUGGCUUCAUCCAACAACAAGUUCUUGCGAGAGUACAAGCUCGUCGUCGUCGGCGGUGGCGGCGUCGGUAAAUCGUGUUUGACAAUCCAAUUGAUCCAGGCCCAUUUCGUGGACGAGUACGAUCCGACAAUCGAGGACUCGUACCGCAAGCAGUGCGACAUCGAUGAUGAGGUCGCUCUUCUCGACGUUCUCGAUACCGCUGGCCAGGAGGAGUACAGUGCCAUGCGCGAGCAGUACAUGAGGACGGGCGAAGGCUUCCUUUUGGUCUACGACAUCACAUCCCGCCAGAGCUUCGAAGAGAUCACCACCUUCCAGCAGCAGAUCCUGCGUGUCAAAGACAAGGACUACUUCCCCAUGGUUGUUGUCGGUAACAAGUGCGAUCUCGAGGGCGAGCGUGAGGUCUCUAGGCAAGAGGGAGAGACGCUCGCGCGCCAGUUCCAGUGCAAGUUCAUCGAGACGUCCGCCAAGUCGCGCCUCAAUGUCGAAAAGGCUUUCUACGACCUUGUUCGCGAGAUCCGCAGAUUCAACCGCGAGUUGCAGCCCGGAUACGCAGCUGGCAACGGCAGCGGGCCCGCCCCGGCAGCGAAGUUGGACAUGGACGGCAACGAGCAAGAAGCUGGCUGCUGCUCCAAGUGUGUUAUCAUGUAA
Molecule: messenger RNA, 648 nt
Organism: Emericellopsis cladophorae
Lineage: Eukaryota; Fungi; Ascomycota; Sordariomycetes; Hypocreales; Bionectriaceae
Product: Ras-like protein
Exons: 4
Coding region: 1-648 (215 amino acids)
Biological process (GO): signal transduction
Cellular component (GO): plasma membrane
Molecular function (GO): GTP binding; GDP binding; GTPase activity
Source: RefSeq, a predicted model, not a curated record